Molecule: messenger RNA, 1170 nt
Organism: Arabidopsis lyrata subsp. lyrata
Lineage: Eukaryota; Viridiplantae; Streptophyta; Magnoliopsida; Brassicales; Brassicaceae
Product: ribulose bisphosphate carboxylase small chain 1A, chloroplastic
Exons: 3
Coding region: 405-947 (180 amino acids)
Source: RefSeq, a predicted model, not a curated record
GUAAAAAAAGGUAUGAAAGCUUGUAGUAAGUAAAAUAUAAAUUCCCCAAAAGGAAAGAGCCAAAACCACCAGGCCAGUAAAAUGAGUAGCACCACCAUCACACAUUUUCACUCAUAGAUAACGAUAAGAUUCAUGGAAUUAUCUUCCACGUGGCAUUAUUCCAGCGGUUCAAGCCGAUAAGGGUCUCAACACCUCUCCUUAGGCCUUUGUGGCCGUUACCAAGUGAAUUAACCUCACACAUAUCCACACUCAAAAUCCAACGGUCUAGAUCCUAUUCCACUUGAAUCUCAUGAAUCCUAGACCCUCCGAUCACUCCAAAGCUUAUUCUCAUCGUUAUUACCAUUAUAUAUAGAUGACCAAAGCUCUAGACCAAACCUCAGUCACACAAAGAGUAAAGAAGAACAAUGGCUUCCUCUAUGCUCUCUUCCGCUACUAUGGUUGCCUCUCCGGCUCAGGCCACAAUGGUCGCUCCUUUCACCGGACUUAAGUCCUCCGCUGCCUUCCCAGCCACCCGCAAGGCCAACAACGACAUUACUUCCAUCACAAGCAACGGCGGAAGAGUUAACUGCAUGCAGGUGUGGCCUCCCGUUGGAAAGAAGAAGUUCGAGACUCUCUCUUACCUUCCUGACCUUACCGAUUCCGAAUUGGCUAAGGAAGUUGACUACCUUCUCCGCAACAAGUGGAUUCCUUGUGUUGAAUUCGAGUUGGAGCACGGAUUUGUGUACCGUGAGCACGGUAACAGCCCCGGAUACUACGAUGGACGGUACUGGACAAUGUGGAAGCUUCCCUUGUUCGGUUGCACCGACUCCGCUCAAGUGUUGAAGGAAGUGGAAGAGUGCAAGAAGGAGUACCCUGAAGCCUUCAUUAGGAUCAUCGGAUUCGACAACAGCCGUCAAGUGCAGUGCAUCAGUUUCAUUGCCUACAAGCCACCAAGCUUCACCGGUUAAUUUCCCUUUGCUCUGUGUAAACAUCAAAACAUUAUCCCCCACCUUUGAUUUUAUCCCUUGUUCUUCUGCUUUUUUUCUUCUUCUUUUUUUAUGGGUUUUAAUUUCCGGAUUUAACGUUUGUUUUCCGGUUUGCGAGACAUUUUCUAUCGGAUUCUCAACUGUCUGAUGAAAUAAAUAUGUAAUGUUCUAUAAGUCUUUCAAUUUGAAUUGCAUAUGAACAAAA